This is a messenger RNA of Anopheles coustani, 1424 nucleotides long. RefSeq lists its product as uncharacterized. Gene Ontology annotation, molecular function: DNA binding. The coding region runs from base 53 to 1234 and encodes 393 amino acids. The transcript is spliced from 3 exons. Lineage: Eukaryota; Metazoa; Arthropoda; Insecta; Diptera; Culicidae. Gene Ontology annotation, biological process: regulation of cell cycle; regulation of transcription by RNA polymerase II; DNA-templated transcription. The record is from RefSeq and is a predicted model, not a curated record. Gene Ontology annotation, cellular component: transcription repressor complex; nucleoplasm.
GUACCGCUGUUAAAGUUGGACGGUUUUCCCGUAAUCAAAUCAUAAUUCUGAAAUGAAAACUAGGUCGAAAACCCCCAGAAAGGCUAAUACAUUGCCUAAACCACCUGUUCGUAAUGGAGUACUGCAAAAACCAGCGGAUGUGUGCACAGAACCAGCUGGAAAGCACAGUCCAAUUUCUAACACGCCGGAAUGGUUUGGACAAAGUUCUACACUGUUCGACGGAGCCCCUGCAUCACGAAGCAUCAAGCAAGCCAUGGAUACACCGUCACCUAGUGCUGGCGAACGAACACGAAUGUUGGAUCGGUUUCACCGUAUCGCUGUCCUCGAACGAUUCUCUAGCGACACUGAUCGUUCCCUACUGACCGGGGGCGACGACAAGGAUUGCCAUAUUUUGGAGCUUAUUGCUCGUUAUUCUCCGAGCCUACUGAACUGUAAAUUGAACCGCAUCGAAUGGCAACAUGUUCGACGGAAUCUAAUCAAAUUUGGUCGAGUGCAAAAAUCUCGCCGCUGUUCAGACGCGUUUUUCUACACGGAGCGGAAACGCCAGGCGGUUCUUCGGUAUCUGCAAAGAAAUCCAACCAUCGAAUACCUUAUGGAUAAGAAACGUGGGGUUCUUCCUCCACCGAUCACCGUCGGAUGCAAGGUACGGGCUCUGCUCUACAAGCCGCAGUAUGGCAUCUUCGUUGGCACUGUUGUGGGGGUUGACGAAAAAAAUCAAAAUUUGUAUUUUGUUAGCUUUGACAAGCAAUUUCAUGGCAAGUUUGAUCAAUACGUUGAAGACUACCGGCUGGCAAUUGUUAAGGAUCAGGAAAAUGUCUUGCAAGACACGGUAGCUAUUGAGUACAAAUUGUUCCAACAAAUACUGGUUCUGGAAAAAUGGUCGGACGAAAAAAAAGCCAUACUCAACCGCAUAACCAAACUCAGGCUUGCCGCCGAGUGCCGUCGUCGUAUGAAUGAUGUUGCUGUUGCGUCUCAGGAUCAUGACAAUGAUUCUCAAUACCUCGCAGCAAUACAGCAGCUACUUUCGGUCGAUCGCCAUAUACUGCGGCAGGGUACAUUUCUACGUUCCAUGUUCGUACAAAGCAUCGGUGAUUCGACGCUGCUGGAUGAAGUGUUCCCGGUACCCUCAAAUGUUUCCCGUAUCGAGUUCCGGGAAGUUGAUGGCGAGUUGUACGAAGUUACUGACCCACCGGGUCUGUUGGCUGCUGAGGAAAACUGUCUUACAAAUUCUUAACCAAAACUCGAUGGUGCAGCUCGAGGAAUCACGUCGAUACUUUUAUCAAGCUACGAUUGGUGCCGCUGAUCAAUGUGGCAUUAUUUAAACGAAGAAUGUUUAACACCUUUACUUACAUUUCCCUUUCUGUUCCGUUUCUUUCACGCUAACACCAAAACUUUAGUUAAUUUAAUAAUAAAACUGUUAUCUC